AUGCUAGCUGCACACCUCCUGUUCCUCCUUCUAACCCUCCCCCCCACCUCCCACGGCUGCCGCACGGCUCCCUCAGCCGAGUGCGACAAACCCAAGUUCGUGCCCGGUCACAACCUGGUGGGCGAGGGCUUCAACAUCGUGAAGAUGACGACCACCGGCGCCUUCGUGGUGAACACGAGGGCUUACCUGGAGGGCGGCGACCACGGCAACUGCACGUUGUGCGACAACAAGCUGAUGAAGCAGGAGCAGAAGCUGCCCACCUCCGUCGUCGACUGGCGCAUCAAGGUCCGAUGUCGCCGGAGCGUCUCGGCCAAAACGUACGAUACCGGCAGCUCCCUGCUGAGGGACUCCGCCAGCGCGGCCCAGGUCGGGUGGAAAGUGGGUCUUUCCGUGCCUUUCAAGGGGGGCGCCGCUGUUGGCGGCACCCACUCCAAGUCGGCCCGGUUUGCCCAGAGCCACUCUGCCACAGACAGGUUCUCCUACACCAGCCACUCCUUCUCCUGUCGCUAUUAUACAUUCAGAAUUCAUUCUAACCCUCCCUUGACCAAAGAAUUCGAGGGGUCCAUCAAAUCCCUUCCUCUGACCUACAACUCCAAAGCGAAAGAUUUAUACAAACACUUCAUCUCUAUCUACGGCACUCAUUUCCUGAGACAGGUUGACCUCGGGGGUCGCGUGCACUCCAUAACCGCCGUGCGCACCUGUGAUGCUGCUAUGAAAGGUCUGUCAGUGCAUGUCGUCAGUAACUGUCUGUCGGCGGAGGCCUCCUACGUCGUCAAGGGUGUGAAAAUCAACGGCGCCGCAAACUACUGCAAGGAUAAGAGCAAGAAACUGGAAAACGGCAAGAACUUCAGCGUCUCCUUUUCGGACCGCGUGACGGAGGUUCUGGGGGGAAGCGGCGAGGAGCAGGACAUCCUGUUCAACCCAGACCAGAAAAACGGCUACGCCACCUGGCUCAAGACCUUAAAGACGCUCCCCGGGGUGGUCUCUUACCGCCUAAGCUCGCUCCACAUGCUCGUGAAAAACGACACCGUCAGAAGGGCGAACCUGCAGAAAGCCAUCAGCGAAUACAUCACGAAUGCCACCGUGUAUACUUCCUGCGCCUCUCGCUGCAAGGUGGGGCAUAGGGCUCAAAACUGUGCGUGCAAGUGCAGCGGUCACCAAAAGAUCGACGCCAACUGCUGUCCCAGUGCACUGGGGGUGGCCCAGCUGAGCGUAACAGUGAUACGGGCCGAGGGGCUUUGGGGAGAUUACUUUAGCAAGACAGACGGUUACGUGAAGGUGUUCUACGGAACGCAAGGAUUCAGUACGCAUGUCAUUCACAAUAAUAAUUUCCCGAAAUGGAACCACAGGCAAUCCCUUGGCAUGGUGGAUCUAACCAAACGCAUCCCGAUACGCUUUGAAGUUUGGGAUCGGGAUAACAAGUGGGAUGAUGACCUUCUGGGCAGAUACGACGUCGUCCCUCAGAGUGGCUCCAACAUACAAAAGUCUAAGAAGCUAAAACAUGGCUCCCUCUACAUCUCCUUCACUGCUACAUGUGCUCCAAGUUUGCAAGGUUCACUCUGUGCUAAAUAUGCCCCUACACCUAAUGGUGACGGUAGGCUGAUCUAUCACGACGUCUUGAACAACCCAGAGCGACCCAGCUUUUUCAAAGGACUGGACCAAGUGCCCAAGGACAAUGGCUUCUUGUAA
This is a messenger RNA of Chanos chanos (milkfish), 1689 nucleotides long. RefSeq names its product perforin 1.3 (gene prf1.3). The coding region runs from base 1 to 1689 and encodes 562 amino acids. The transcript has 3 exons. Gene Ontology annotation, cellular component: membrane. Gene Ontology annotation, molecular function: pore-forming activity; wide pore channel activity; calcium ion binding. NCBI's taxonomy places the organism in Eukaryota, Metazoa, Chordata, Actinopteri, Gonorynchiformes, Chanidae. The record is from RefSeq and is a predicted model, not a curated record. Gene Ontology annotation, biological process: T cell mediated cytotoxicity; defense response to virus; immunological synapse formation.